This is a messenger RNA of Cyprinodon tularosa, 1448 nucleotides long. RefSeq lists its product as uncharacterized. Bases 51 to 1448 code for a protein of 465 amino acids. The record is from RefSeq and is a predicted model, not a curated record. NCBI's taxonomy places the organism in Eukaryota, Metazoa, Chordata, Actinopteri, Cyprinodontiformes, Cyprinodontidae. The transcript is spliced from 3 exons.
GUAGCUUCUGGGGUAUUGGACGGCUGCUCCUUUGAUUGCACUGAGGAGGCAUGGAAAUGACCUGUGGACUUGGUUUCAAGAUCUUGCUGAUUUGCUUAGUUCAAGCACACCUCCUAUGUUUUUCCUGGGCAAAAAAUGCACCAACUCUCCAACGCAUCAAAAGAACAACUAGAGGCGUCCUUCUCCCAGAUGGUAGAACGAGCAGCGACAUGAAGACUAUACAGGGUCAAAGGGAUCACUACUCCUUCAGGCCACCUUAUCAGUCCGCAGAGCUGGCACCUUCCCUCAAGAAGCAAAGAAACCCAGCCACCUUGUUCAAACCAGUUGGUUCUGGCCCAAGUAGCUCUGUCAGGAUGCAGACGUAUGCUCAAGCCCCUGGCAGAAGGGUUACACCUAAAGAUUCCAAGACCAAGAGGAACCCUUUUUUCAGCCCACAGGCUGCUUUAAAUAGUAAAGAUUUCAGAUCGAGGAAUCAGAUGCAGCUCAGUCGCCAGACUCUCACCAAAACCAGCAGAGUAGAAGAUUCUGCUCCAGGGUUUGCUCCGGUAAUGAUACAUGAGAUCCCAGAACUCUUAGGUGGGUCUCCAAUCAGACGACUGAAAUCCCCCACUGACCAGAAGGUUAAUGCCCAGAAACCACAGAAUGUCCAAACACCUCCUCAGAGGAAAAACCUUUACAAACCGAACCUUUCAAGCUUUCAGUCGGGAUCUGAUGGAACCAGGCAGAAUCAGAACCAAGGGUCUGUCCAGAAACCCCAACAGGCCCAAACACCUCCUCAGAGGGUACCACUUUACAAACCCAACCUUUCAAGCUUUCAGUCGGGAUCUGACAGAAACAGGCAGAAUCAGAACCAAGGGUCUCUCCAGAAGCUCCAGCAGGUCCAAACACCUCCUCAGAGGAAAAACCUUUACAAACCCAAUCUAACAAGCUUUCAGUCCGGAUCUGAUAGAACCAGGCAGAAUCAGAACCAAGGGUCUCUCCAGAAGCUCCAGCAGGUCCAAACACCUCCUCAGAGGGUACCACUUUACAAACCCAAGCUUACAAGCUUUCAGUCGGGAUCUGACAGAAACAGGGAGAAGCAGAACCAAGGGUCUCUCCAGAAGCUCCAGCAGGUCCAAACACCUCCUCAGAGGAAAAACCUUUACAAACCCAAUCUAACAAGCUUUCAGUCGGGAUCUGAUAGAACCAGACAGAAUCAGAACCAAGGGUCUGUCCAGAAGCCCCAACAGGUCCAAACACCUCCUCAGAGGGUACCGCUUUACAAACCCAAGCUUACAAGCUUUCAGUCGGGAUCUGACAGAAACAGGGAAAAGGAGAACCAAGGGUCUGUCCAGAAACCCAAGCAGGGCCAACCUUUUCGGUUUGUACCAAACAACAAUCAGGACCCCAGUAUCCAGCAUCCAGCAUCCAAAUGGACCAGAGUGAAGCUGCCGCAUCAGAGACUCUAG